Drosophila willistoni is the source of this 4641-nucleotide messenger RNA. It is a transcript of the gene Ptp69D, whose product is annotated as tyrosine-protein phosphatase 69D. The record is from RefSeq and is a predicted model, not a curated record. Gene Ontology annotation, biological process: protein dephosphorylation. The coding region runs from base 134 to 4477 and encodes 1447 amino acids. The transcript has 12 exons. Gene Ontology annotation, molecular function: protein binding; protein tyrosine phosphatase activity. Lineage: Eukaryota; Metazoa; Arthropoda; Insecta; Diptera; Drosophilidae.
GCAAUUACUGUGGUAGUUGUGUUGCUACUUUUUGAUAUGUGGUUUAUAAAAAAAGAAAUAUCUUGUGUUUGUUAAAAAAGUCCAACUAUUUGUUUUUUUUUUUUUGUGUGAAUAUAUAUACAUACUUCGAACCAUGGCGUUAUAUUGCAAACGCUUUGCAGUACUAACAAACGUAGUUUUGAGCACUAUAUGCGUUCUUGGACAUUCGGAACAAGAUUGGACAGAAAUUGGAAAUGAUUUAUCAUUGAGGUGUACAUCCGAAAUGACAACUGCAUUAUGGAAUUUUAAUAAUAGGAGUAUAGAAACUAAUACGAGGUACACAAUAAGUGCGGAUAUGAUUAAAACCGAAGCGGAUUUCAACGAAACCAAUAACAGUUUAUAUGAUAACAUACUAAUAAUACAUAAUAUACAUUUUGCAGACGCCGGUAACUAUAAAUGCAAAAAUUCACAGCAAAGCAUUUUGGUUGAGUUCAAUGUACAGCCAUUUCUUCGGCCUAAAAUUAUUCAAAGUACCUCUGAUUAUAUCAAAAGGAAAAUUGGACAAAAUGUUAUUUUGUUCUGCCUAAUCGAAAUUUAUCCGCAAAAUGUGUCGUUUCAUAAUCAUCUAAAAUGGCUAAAGGACGGUACUCCCCUGGAAUUUCUUGAUAAUUUUUCUGGCAUUUCAAAAAUAAAUGAAACCGUUUUAAACUUUACAUUGGAAUUUACUGAGGUGUAUAAAAAAGAAAAUGGUACAUAUAAAUGUAAUGUAUAUGGAGAGACCAAAACAGAGGUUCUUUCUAAAGAAAUAUCAUUGUUUGUUAUGGAAGUACCCCAAAUACGUAUUGAUUUUGCAAAAGCGGUCGGCCGAAACAAAAUUUUUCUUAAUUGGACAGUAAAUGAUGGAAAUGACCCUGUUCAAAAAUAUUUUAUUCAAUACUCCCAAGAAGGAUCUCCAACUUUCAAAUAUUACAAAGACAUAAUAAACGGGAAAAAUACAUCAUAUAUUUUAGAUACGUUUCACCCAAACACUACAUAUUUCUUAAGAAUAACUGGAAAAAAUUCAAUUGGUGACGGAGUCCCAAACCAGUAUCCACUCGGAAUUACUACUUUAAAUUUUGACCCCAUUUUUGUACCAAAAGUGGAAACUACUGGUAGUACAGCGUCUACAAUAACUAUAGGCUGGAGUCCUCCACCGCAGCGACUAAUUGAAUUCAUACAAUAUUACGAAUUAGUAGUGUCUGAGUCUGGUGAUGUGCCAAAGUUAAUUGAAGAAGCUAUUUACCAACAAAACUCCAGAAACUUACCUUACAUGUUUGAUAACUUAAAAACGGCUACAGACUAUGAGUUUAAGGUACGGGCUUGCAGUGAUCUCACAAAAAUGUGUGGGCCAUGGUCAGAAGUAGUCAACGGAACUACAAUGGAUGGAGUUUCAACAAAACCAACGAACUUAACUGUUAACUGUAAUUAUCAUAACAAUUCACGGCUUAAUUCUAUUUCUAUAAAUUGGAAUGUUCCCAAAACACCAAAUGGAAAAAUCAUUUCUUAUUUAAUAACUUUAGAAGGAAAAUAUAAAUAUACACUUGAAAACACUGAACAUAAAGAAAGAUGGGGACCGAAAAUUCGAAGAGUUGAUGAACCGCAUCACAAAACAGUUUAUGACGGUUUAAGCCCAAACACAAAUUAUACAGUAGCAGUUUCCGCAAUUACACGUCAUAAGAAGAACGGGGAAUCUGCAGAAAGUAGUUGUUUUAUGCCCAUAUCUGUGCCAGAAAGUAUAGGCAGAACAAUGUGGACAAAAGUAAAAAACGGAUCAAAGUAUGUUUUAAAGUUGUAUUUACCAAAAAUAAGUGAGCGAAAUGGACCUAUAUGCUGCUACCGAUUAUACAUUAUAAAAAUUAAAAACGGGAUCAAAGAACUACCACCGCCAGAAAAAAUAAAUGUGGAUUUAUAUAAUCAAAAUGAGAAUGAAAAUUUUACACUAUAUAUAGCAGAAAUGAUUAGUAAGAAAUAUUUUAAGCGAGAAAUAUUUUUGGGUGAUAGUGCACGAUUUAUUGAGAGAAGUGAUGUCAUUUUGGAAAACGAUGAAAUAUGCCGCAAAUGUUUCGCUGCACCUGCAUUUGUUGCAAAACCAGAGAACCCAGUAAAAACAUCGAUGGAUGUGUUUUCAAAUCCUGAUUUGCCUAUAUCGUCACAAAAGGAGCAGUUAUUUAAGUCUGGAAAUUUAACCGAACAUGCAUUUAAAAUUUUAGAAAAUAAAGGAAGAGUACUGCGAAGUCCCACAGCUGCGGUCAUGAAAUCCAUUGCAAAUUUAAGUACGCAGAAUCAGUACUAUAAUCGAGAUACACAAGUAAAUGUUUGGGAUGGUGAAAUCGACAUUACCGCUAACUACACUGGUUUUUUAGAGAUAGUUGUUAGGGACAGAGACUCCGUUUUUAUGGCUUAUAGUGAUUACUUUGACAUAAUAACGCCAGCUACCGAAGCAGAACAAAUUCAUGAAUUGAGUAUGGACUAUUAUUUUAAUAUUUGGAUCAAAGUUGGUGGAAUAUUACUCGGAGGUGUUGUCGUUUUUUUAACGUUAUGGAUUUUUCAUCACCAUCAAGCAAAAAACACUGUGCCUGGUGAAGACACUGUAACACUACGAGAUUCAUUAAGGGUUCUUUUUGGACGACGAAGUAAUAAUCACAGUCACUUUAUUAGCUCUGGAAAUCACAAAGGAUUUGAUGUCGGCCCAAUUCAUAAAUUUGACCUAAUAAGUGCUUAUAAAAACCGUCACAAGGAUACAGACUACGGUUUUUUACGGGAGUACGAAAUGCUUCCUAAUAGGUUCAGUGAUCGAACUACUAAAAAUAGUGAUAUUAAAGAAAACUCAUCUAAGAACAGAUAUCCUGAUAUAAAAGCUUAUGACCAAACUCGAGUAAGGUUGUCUCCUAUUAACGGAGUUCAAUCUUCUGAUUAUAUAAAUGCAAAUUUUGUAAUUGGCUACAAGGAGAGAAAAAAAUUUAUUUGUGCACAGGGGCCAAUGGAAAGUACAAUCGAUGAUUUUUGGCGAAUGAUUUGGGAGCAACAUUUAGAAAUCAUUGUUAUGCUAACCAACCUAGAAGAAUAUAAUAAGGCAAAAUGUGCGAAAUAUUGGCCGGAAAAAGUUUUUGAUAGCAAGCAAUUCGGAGAUAUUAUAAUUAAAUUUACCCAAGAGCGAAAGACUGGUGAUUAUGUUGUGCGGUCAUUAAAUGUAUCAAAAGCAAAUCUUAUUGGGGAGGAGGAGGACCGUAGACAAAUAACUCAGUAUCACUAUCUAACCUGGAAAGACUUUAUGGCACCUGAGUAUCCACACGGCAUUAUAAAAUUUAUUCGCCAAAUAAACUCUGUCUACUCGCUUCAAAGAGGACCUAUUUUGGUACAUUGCAGUGCUGGUGUGGGCAGAACUGGCACACUCGUUGCGCUAGAUUCACUCAUUCAACAACUGGAAGAGGAAGAUGCUGUUUCAAUUUAUAAUACCGUUUGUGAUCUGCGACACCAGCGUAAUUUUUUGGUCCAAUCAUUGAAGCAAUAUAUUUUCCUUUAUCGUGCUCUAUUGGAUACUGCAACGUUUGGAAAUACAGAUAUAUCAAUUAAUGCCAUGCAGUCAACAAUUGAAUCCCUUAAAAGAAAGGCCAAUGAUGGCAAAUGCAAAUUGGAAAUCGAAUUUGAGAAACUGAUUGACACUACGGAUGAAAUUAAUAAAUCCUGUUCGGUGGGUGAACAUGAAGAUAAUAUUCCAAAAAAUCGAAACCCAGAUGUUUUACCAUACGACCGCAACAGAGUAAUAUUGAGUCCUUUGCCUAUGAGAGACAAUUCAACAUAUAUUAAUGCGUCCUUUAUUGAAGGAUAUGAAAAUACCGAAACAUUUAUAAUCGCACAAGAUCCCCUGGAUACUACUAUAAACGAUUUUUGGAGAAUGGUCUCAGAGCAGAGUAUCUCCACACUGGUGAUGAUAUCGGAGAUUGGAGACGGGUUACGCUGCCCACGUUACUGGGCAGAUGAUGAAAUUCAAUAUGAUCAUAUCCUUGUGAAAUAUGUCCAUAGCGAAAAUUGUCCUUAUUAUACACGUCGGGAAUUCUACGUUACAAACUGUAAAAUUGACGAUACUCUAAAAGUCACACAAUUUCAAUACAACGGUUGGCCAACUGUUGACGGAGAAGUUCCAGAAGUAUGCCGAGGUAUAAUAGAACUUGUGGAUCAGGCCUACAGUCAUUACAAAAGCCAGAAAAAUACUGGAUGCAGAUCUCCUCUUACGGUUCAUUGCAGCUUGGGCACUGAUCGAAGUUCGAUUUUUGUAGCAAUGUGCAUUUUGGUUCAGCAUUUACGAUUAGAGAAAAGUGUUGACAUAUGUUCAAUUACAAGAAAAUUACGAUCUCAGCGACAGGGACUUAUCAACUCAUACGCACAAUACGAGUUCCUACAUCGCGCCAUUAUUAACUAUUCAGAUCUGCAUCAUAUAACGGAUAACACAAUAGAUUAAGAAUCUAUGUAUGUACAUACAUUCGUAUGAAUGAACAUACAAUUUGCCUACGUUUAAUAUUAAGAAAAAAACAACUCAAAAAUUGUAUAGCUCUUAAAGUCUUAACAAAUAAUGAAUACAUAUGUAUCUACGGCAAAUAUAUGCAAGUGACUUUUUUGUUUUAA